Molecule: messenger RNA, 1011 nt
Organism: Dufourea novaeangliae
Lineage: Eukaryota; Metazoa; Arthropoda; Insecta; Hymenoptera; Halictidae
Product: splicing regulatory glutamine/lysine-rich protein 1-like
Exons: 4
Coding region: 121-807 (228 amino acids)
Source: RefSeq, a predicted model, not a curated record
CGGAUUUCCAGAUAGCAAGUCAAAUCCCACCGACGCGGCCGACACGUACGCCUAAAGUUCACGGACAAGACGAAAGGGAAGCUAAUCAAACUGGCGCCGUUCAAGUUCCCGUUCUCCAAAAUGUCCAAGUCGCGCAGCAGCGACGAGAAGGACAAAGAGAAGGACAAGGAGAAAGAGGCGGACAGCGAGGCGGAGAAGGACAGGGAUUGUGAAAAGGAGACGGAGAAGGUGGACGAGGAAACGGAGACAGACGGUGAGAAGGAGGUCGUCGCGAAAGACAACAAGGAACGAAACGACGAGAACGAACGGGAGGAGACGGCGAACGGUGGAAACGUUCAGCUGUCCGUGAGCCAAUUGCAAUUGGACGACGAACCGGAAUCCAAUUUAAAGUCACCGGUUUUUGGCGAUUCGAACAGCCUGAUGGUGAGAAAUGAACCGGCCAUACCGAGCUCCCCGCCCCCCUCGUACGAGCACGUGAUCGAACAGACGCGAUUGGAGCACGCCGCCGAGGCGCAGAAGAACGAGACUGACAAGAACAAUGGCAGCGAGGCAUCGGAGGAGAACAAGAGAACGAGAGGGCCGCAGAUCCUUCACAAAUCGAGCAAGGAGUUUUACAGAGCCGUGGCCAAACAGUGGGGCAUCACUUGCAAGAUGAGCGACCACUGCAGGUGCUUAGAUUGCCAGAGUCGUUAUUUCGACUGCGAGUUCGACAAGAACGAGCACCAGAAGACUGACGGCGGCCUAGGCGCCGGUACGCCGAUGUUCAUCUCGGAGGUGAUGCAAGGAUCCGGCUGCGUUCUCCUUUAAAACGCAGUGGCAUCACAGGAUAACGAGAGAGGAUGAUGAUCCUUGCGACACCGUUCGGUGCUCUCGUGCAAGGACCAGACGUUCACGUGAUCGCGCACAAAAACCAAGGCCGACUGUUCCGAAACAUGAAAAUGGACCAGAAUAUAGACGCAAAACGAACACACACCAGGACCUUUCUACCGUGGUCACAUGACCCUUCGAAAC